Molecule: messenger RNA, 2690 nt
Organism: Prunus mume (Japanese apricot)
Lineage: Eukaryota; Viridiplantae; Streptophyta; Magnoliopsida; Rosales; Rosaceae
Source: RefSeq, a predicted model, not a curated record
UAUAUAUGCAAGACGAUACUGAUCAGGUGUUAAACCAAACAAUAGAGAAGCAGAAAUUAAGUUGGUCUCUUGUGUAUAUGGAGUUUCAAGAGAAGAAGCAAAUCAUCCUGUGCCUGUCCUUUGUGACCUUGUUUGGCCUCCUAGGUCUCUUGUGUGCUGAAAUUGAUGGCAGUCCCAAUAUUGUUGUGGAAGAGGUUCAUGUUGGUGUGAUUCUUGAUAUGGGGUCAAGGGAAGGAAAGAUUAUUCUCAGCUGCAUUUCAACAUCCCUGUCUGAUUUCUACCAUCUGCAUAAUAACUACAGCACAAGAGUAAUUCUGCACACCAGAGAUUCCAAAGGAAAAGCUCUGCAUGCUCUAUCAGCUGCUCUAAAUCUUUUGGAUAAGAUCAAAGUGGAAGCAAUAAUUGGUGCACAAACAAGAAUGGAAGCAAACCUAUUGGCAGAGUUAGGAGAAGAAGCUAAAGUCCCUGUAUUGUCACUUUCUGGACUUCGUACUAGUCCUUUCGGUGCUCCUGGCGAAUAUCCCUUCUUUGUGGAGAUUACACAAGAUGAAACUUCUCAAGUUACGGCAAUCAGUGGCCUUAUUGAAAUGUUCAAAUGGAGGGCUGUCAUCCUUCUAUAUGAGAACACAGAUUAUGGGAGAGACAUCAUUCCAUUUUUUAUCAACUCCAUUGAAGAAGCAAAUGUGACUAUUGUAUAUAAAAGUUGCAUUGCUGCCUCCUCAGCAGAUGAACAGAUCAUUGAAGAGCUCCGCAACCUCACAAAGUUGAAGACGACGGUAUUUGUGGUGCAUGUAUCACAUUUUCUUGUUCCUCGCCUUUUCUUGAAUGCAAAAAAGUUAGGCCUACUGAGUGAAGGGUAUGCUUGGAUCAUGACAUCAACUAGCAUGAAUUUCUUGCAUUCUUCCAUGGACCCAUCUGUAAUUGACAAGUACACGUGUCAGCACAUCAUACUGUUAUCAGAUCCUAAAAUAGUAGUAAAUGCGGUAACCCCAGAUGGAAUUUGGGCAUAUAAUGCAACUUGGACUCUAGCUGAAGCAGUUGAGAGGACCUGGACUUCUACAGGAUUGAACCUAGUGAAUUUAAACAAUAUUACAUCCUCCAAACAUGGACUUCUGCUUCUUCAAGAGAUAUUGCAAACAAGGUUUAAGGGUUUAAGCGGUGAAGAAAUUCAAUAUCCAAAUGGGAAGCUAGUUUCAACUGCAAUUGAGAUUGUGAAUGUUAUAGGAAAAGGGGAAAGAAGGGUUGGAUUGUGGCCAUGUGAAGAAAAACACACAAGAGAUUCCUACCCACUUAAUAACAGAAGAAAUUUACUUUCUACCAACAAUCUCGAAACAAUCAUAUGGCCUGGAGGAUCAUCAACCAUCCCAAGAGGUUCAAAGAUGCAAUUGAGUAAUAGUUCCAAAAUAAAACUAAGAGUUGGAGUUCCAGUGAGAAUAGGGUUCAACGAACUUGUGCAUAUGAAACAUGAUAAUCAAACCAAUCGAACAUAUUUCUCUGGCUUCUGCAUCGACGUAUUCGAGACUGCAAUUAGAGCAUUGCCGUAUGAAGUAAAUUAUACCUUCAUUCCAUUUCCGGUUGGCAUUAAUGAAAGUUACAAUGAUCUUGUUUACCAAGUUUUUCUCCAGACAUUCGAUGCUGUUGUUGGGGAUACCACGAUCACAUCGGAGAGAUCUCAGAAUGUGUGUUUUACAAUACCAUAUACUGACUUAGGUGUGGGGAUGCUAGUAUCAAAUGAAAAUAAAGGCAUGUGGUUUUUCUUGAAACCUCUUUCGGCAGAUCUUUGGAUCACAAGUGCGGUUUUCUUUAUCUUGACCGGUUUCGUUGUGUGGGUAAUUGAGCGUCCUGUCAACCCAGAAUUCCAAGGCGCACCUUCGCAGCAAAUCGGAACCAUAUUAUGCUUUGCCUUCUCAACCCUUGUGUAUGCUCAUAGGGAGAAGUUGUUAAACAAUUUAGCAAAGUUUGUAGUGAUCGUAUGGGGUUUUGCUGUGCUUAUAUUCACUUCCAGUUACACAGCAACUCUGACAUCAAUUAUGACAGUUAACCAAAUACAAUUAAACUCAAGAGGAAAUAUAGGUUACCAUUCAUUAAUCAGUCGGCAAGGGGUCGACAUAAAAUUCAAACGUUCUUAUAAGACGGUUGAAGAAUAUGCUCUCGCUUUAUCAAGAGGAAGUAAGCAUGGUGGUGUCUCUGCUAUCGUUGACGAGGUUCCGUACAUUAAGAUCUUCCUUGGACACUAUCCUACUGGCUACUCCAUGAUUAAACCCGAAUCUACCACCAAUGGUUUUGGCUUUGUUUUCCCUAAAGGUUCGAAAUUGGUCCAUGAUAUUUCAAUGCAAAUUCAAGGAAUGAGAGAAGAGGGAAAGCUUAUAGAGAUGGAGAAGGUUUUCCCUAAAGGUUCGAAAUUGGUUCACGACAUGUCAAGACAAAUAGAACAUAUGAGAGAAGAAGGAAAGCUUAUAGAGAUGGAAAAGACCUGGUCUCUUAGAAAAACAACUCUUAUGUCUGAGGAAGCUACUACCACAGGUCCCAGUACUCUUGACCUCUAUAGCUUUCGUGGUUUAUUCCUCGUUACUGGGAUUUCUUCAGCUUUUGCUCUCUUCUUGUUCUUAAUUUUCUCCACAACAUUUAGAAAUCUGAUUAGAAAGCAACUGCAAUUGAUUGGAAGACAACUGCAGCGUUUAAGGAUGUAG